Molecule: messenger RNA, 1239 nt
Organism: Anopheles nili
Lineage: Eukaryota; Metazoa; Arthropoda; Insecta; Diptera; Culicidae
Product: mucin-2-like
Exons: 7
Coding region: 1-1239 (412 amino acids)
Source: RefSeq, a predicted model, not a curated record
AUGGGUGCUUUAUAUAAGGUGCUUUUAGUAAUCCACCUCAUCGGUGGUCUUACGGGAAUGUCAAAUGGGCAGUUAAUGUGCUAUCAUUGCGAUGACUGUGAAACGACGGUGAUCGACAUUGUGCAAUGUGGACCGAAUAGGCCUUUGUUACCGUUCCCCGAAGAUACACCAACGACGACUGAGCUCCCACCAUCAAUACCUACAGAGGAGCCGUCUACAACGACACUGGCACCUCCAACUAUGCCGACCGAGGAGCCAGAAACUACGACGUUUGCUCCUCCUUCGAUACCAACGAUCGAUCCAGACACAUCCACCUCAGCACCGAUUACGACUACGACACCUGGAACUACUACUUUAGGACCCCCUUCUAUUCCCACGGUGGAACCAGAAACAACAACAAUAACGCCUCCAACAAAUCCUACCAUUGAGCCGGAGACUACCACGAUAGUGCCACCGACGCUACCUACGGUGGAUCCCGAGACUACCACAUUUGUUCCUCCAACACCCCCUUCUAUUCCCACAGUGGAACCAGAAACAACAACAAUAACUCCUCCAACAAAUCCUACCAUUGAGCCGGAGACUACCACGAUAGUGCCACCGACUCUUCCUACGUUGGAUCCGGAGACUACCACGCUAAUGCCACCGACACUUCCUACGGUAGAACCCGAUACUACCACUCUAAUACCUCCGACACUUCCUACGGUGGAACCUGAGACUACGACAAUAACGCCUCCAACAAAUCCUACCAUCGAGCCGGAGACUACCACAGUAGUGCCACCGACACUUCCUACGACUACUACAUUUGUACCUCCAACACUUCCUACGGUGGAACCAGAGACUACGACUCUAAUACCUCCGACAAUUCCUACCGUCGAACCGGAAACAACGACUAUCAACAAUACCCCGGGUGAUCCAAUUCUAACCCCUCCGACACAUCCUACAGCUGGCCCAAUUCUGACUCCUCCGACACAUCCUCCAGGGGGGCCAAUUCUAACUCCUCCGACACAUCCUACACCGUUGCCGAUGGCUCCGACUGGCUUUGGAAUCGUCAUUACCCCCAACACCUCACAGUACGCGUGUCUCACGGUCACACGCAUCGACGCCAACAACCGACCUAUCAUGAGCAAGGGGUGCGCGAAACUCAUGCCGAGUACGCAGGAAACGUGCACGAACGCAACCAACGGAAGGCACAACAGCUGUGCGGUGUGCCUGGGUUCGCUCUGCAAUCGGUUCUACUGA